AUGAAGGGCAAGACUGAUUUACAAUCUUCGUCCAAUGUACCUGAGGAGGAAGAAGGCGACUACGAGACUGUAAGUUCUAUGACUCUGGAGGCCAUCCAUGCUUUGAGAAUCCUUCCUGCCAAACCUCUACAAGAAUCUGAAUAUGCAGAUAAAUGUUGUAUAAGGCCUUCAGGUACUACUUCCCCAAUGAACAGCCAGCACACAUCUCAGCCCACUCAAUACUCAGCUAAACACACGUCUGUUACAGAAGGGAGGAGCAUGGCAAGUGUUAGAGGAGAAAAGAUGAAAACACAUGAACUCAAGGAGCCUGUGCCUCCCCCACGGCCUCUGAAGACACUGCCAAAGCAGUAUCAGCCACUUCCUCCAGAGCCCCAGAUAAGCAGCCAGCUCCUUCAGACAAGGAAGGCAUCCAGCCAAGCUCACACCUUGCCAGUGGCAGCAAAAGUCACAAGGGAUCUAUCUGUUAAGGAACUAAAUGAAGCAGCCGGAAGAGAACAAGUUACAGAUUUGGGGAAGAACCUCGAAUCUUUUCGAGCACAACAUUAUCAACCUAAACAUCAUCCUGAAGCCAGCCUUCACUGUAUGCAGAGCUCUAAAAAUGUCUACAGCUCAGGGUCCAUGUUAAGUGGAGAGACUUUGUCAGUGAUGAGGUCACCCUACACAGCACGCAAAAAUAAAUCAAAACCUUCACUAGUCAAACAGGAAAUGCAAUCUCUUACCCAAGCCACUGAACAGGAUUUAAACAAAUAUGAAUGGUAUAUCGGAGGAUACGACCGCCAGGAAGCAGAGCAGGCACUGCUACAGGAAAACACUGAUGAGACAUUCUUGGUGAGAGAUUGUUCCAAGAAGUCGAAUGCGGAACCUUACGUUUUGGUUGUGUAUUAUGGCAGAAGAGUAUACAACAUUCAAGUACGUUUUCUGGAGGAGAGCCAACAAUACACACUGGGAACAGGGCUCAGAGGAGAAGAUAAAUUUAAUUCUGUGAAAGAGAUCAUUGACUUCUACAAGAAUACUCCCAUCACACUCAUUGAUGGAAAGGAUAAAUCAGGAACCCAGAGAGAACAGUGCUACCUCACAUACCCAUUCAAGUCACACCAAAGAUGGUUUUUGCCUUAA
Molecule: messenger RNA, 1116 nt
Organism: Indicator indicator
Lineage: Eukaryota; Metazoa; Chordata; Aves; Piciformes; Indicatoridae
Gene: CLNK
Product: cytokine dependent hematopoietic cell linker
Exons: 14
Coding region: 1-1116 (371 amino acids)
Biological process (GO): cell surface receptor protein tyrosine kinase signaling pathway; intracellular signal transduction
Source: RefSeq, a predicted model, not a curated record